AAUCAACAUGUACAGUAUAUCCCGAUUUUAUAUUAUAUACUGUGUUUACUUCAAUGAAAUUAUUAAUUAAAUGGAAAUUGCAAGAAUAUCAGAGAUAACUUACAAUGAAUUUGUGGAGAACUAUUUGUCAAAAAAUUUGCCAUGUUUGUUGGAUGAAAGAUUCACAAGAAAUUGGAAGAGCAGACAGCAAUGGAUCUGUAGUGGAAAACCAUGUUUUGAAUUCUUGAGCAAAUCAUUUGGUAUGCGUAUUGGAGUCAUCCAUUUCAUUGCAAAAUUUUGUGAAAAUCAUACCUUAUUUCCCCACUCCCCCGGCUUGUAUAUAAAUAUACAAAUUUAUAAUGCAGUUAAAUGCAAUUUAACCCUUUAGGCUACUAUUUGUUGCAUAUUUACAUCCCCUGCCUGCAUGACUUUUCAGGCAGCCACCUCAAUGGCCAUUAUUAGCAUUUUCAACCAUUAUAAUACAAAGGAGAGCACUACAACUUUCACUAACCAAUUUUACACAUUCAUGUGCAAAAUACCAUUUCUUCAAUCCUGUCUUAGGCACUGUUUAUAUUGUCUCGGGUACUAGGGACACCUACCCCCCCCCCCCCUCGUCUCGGCUGGUAGGGUCACCCUGGCGGUAGGCCAACACCCUGUUUAAAGAUGCUGUACAGUCCGAUCUGUGCAUGUGCACAAAGGAGCCCUCUUUUUAUUUUCAAACAUUUAUUUUAGGUUUUUAUUUUAUUUUAUGUUCUUGCAAAGCUUGAUUGUUGUCUCUUGAUAAUAUAUUAUACUCUAGAAUCAUGAAAAUAUAAAUAGUUGUCGAAUAAAAUUCAAUAUUUUGGAUACCGAAAUGUAAACAAAGCAUUUGUUUACAUACGGACUGUACCGCAUCUUUAACAAGCAGUGUUACCCUUGUAGGAGGGACAACUUUUUUUCAUGUAAACAGUUUGUUUCGGCCUCCAUGGAUGACUUUUCAUUCGAAUACCUGCAUGUUUCAGGAGUCACUAUAAUGUUGUACUUAGAGUCAUUCUUGUGGGUGUCCAGUAAGGUAGUAUUCUUUGUUUAUAAGAGGGGAUACAGUGUCAGGGCUAUAAUUGUUUCUCAUAUAAACGUACAGUAAAGUUGUCUUGGGGGUAGGGUGUCCGUAGUACCCGUGGCCAUAUAAACAGCACCUUAGGCACUAUUCGAAUUUGAAAUAGCCUCACAUUAUAUUGCUUUACAUUUUAAUGUAUAUUGUACAAGAAAUCAAUGAAAAUUUUUUAAAAACAGAAAAUUGUAGCAGCAUGCACAAAGGCGACACUCUAGAUAUUCGCUACAGGCUCCUCCACAGGCAUUUUGUUAUUAAUAAUGGCAUAAUGGUAAUGGCUGCCCGCCUACAUCAACUUUGGGCCUUUGGGGACAGCUGAUCUGCUCUGGAUGAGAAACUAAGGGGCUGAUUACAUGGGCGAGUUGUCCCGGCUGUCUAUUAUUUUGACAUUUCGAUUACAUGCAAAUCAAUUUAUCCCGCUUUGCCGGGACUGCGGCUGUAGCUUGCCGAGUCAACUCGCUUAGCCGUGACAGAAAUUGCCCACACAUCCCAUGUAAUCGCUUUUUGCCGAGUUGGCUCGACAAAGCGGGCUGAAAACCACACUUAUGCAUGUUUUAAUUUCGAUUAUACUGUAUGUACAAAUAUAAGUUAAAAAAACUUCAAAUAACAUCAAAAUGAUAUUAAUGAACGUUUUCAAGGUUUAGAUAGGAAGCGACACAAUUUUGUUAGAAUACAAACAGUAUAAGCCUGUUGGGAUCAGUGCUAAGUAUAAAUACCUCAACCAACAACAUUCAAUGGGUAAAGUAGUCCUCAAAUACAACAAAUACACCAUUUUUAAUCAAUUUCUAACACCAAGUAUUAAAUUGUUAAGCAUUACAAAUCUUAAUGAGCUACUUCAGCCCGGCUAGCCGGGUUAGCGUGGUGCAUGCAAUGUAAUCGCAAUUCAAAAGUCAACUUGCUUAGCCGGGACAACUCGGCAAAGCGGGACAACUCGGCCCAUGUAAUCAGCCCCUAAUUUGCAACAAAUAGUGGCCUUUAGCUGCAAUGCACCCAAAUGCACCCUAUUUUACUAUCUUACUCUGUCUAUGGACAAUUUUACUCAUUGAUCAAUAGGGAUGCACUGGAAUUCAGUUGACCUGUUAUUUGGUUAGUAAUUCCUACCAGAACCCCUACUAUUAGGACAUACACCAUGGAAGCAUCUCAAAAGUGGGGGGCAUCAGUGGCGUGCUGGGGGGGGGCAGUGGGCUAUCAACCAUAUGCACCCCUAUAAAUAAUGUAACACUUGAUAAGCGAGGGCCGAUCAGGCACACAGUUGCGAGGUUUGUCUAGGGUGGUUCGGGGGCAUGCCCCCACAGAAAAUUUUUGAAAUUAAAGUCUCUGAAAUGCCAUUUCCUGGUCUUUGGGAGAAGAUUUGACAGAAAUCUGAUGAUCUGAAAACAGCAUUAUAACGUGUUGAAAUUUUUAAUUUGGUUAGAAUUUAGUAGUAGUACUUAAAAUUGGGAAAUGCUAACAAAUUCCAGCUAUUAGUCUAAUCCCAAUUCUAUUCUCUACUGAUUAGUGAUAUGAAUACAUUUACAACUUACAGCUCUUUUAUACAAUAAUACACAGACCUCAUCCCACGCAUAUGCAUUUUAAGGUUUCCUUGCUUGGCUGCCAAAAGCGCAUGUUUCAGCAUAAUAUCUUAUUACUUACAUUACUCAUGAGUCAUGAUGUUUCUUGCACAAACAACUAAAUUGCAUACACAACUUCACAUUUUAUUUAUCAUAACUAUCUAAUUUACCCCGCUCUCGUGAUUCGUGAGGCAUAAUAAAUUGCAUAAUAUAAGGGCAUAAUACCAGCAUUGCACAAUACCAGCACCCACAUUGCAUGUGAUCACUGAUCAUGGUUCUAUAUGAACGAUUUCGUGCUAGCCGUGAGGUAGCAAAUUAGCAAAUACGGUUAAACAAAAUAGUUUGUAAUUUAAUACACUGUAUAUCACUUUGUCACCUAUGCGCUUUGUCUGUUUAUAAGCCUAUAUUAAACACAUCUUUUCUUGAUGCGGAAGUAACUAUAUUUUUUCAAAUGCGUUUUUUCCCAACCACUUUCAAAAUUCAGCGCGGAUCGGCGCCCCCUUUUCAUUUUUGCGCCCCCCAAAAAUUGCCAGCUGGGGGGUCGCGGCCCCCCGGCCCUCCCUGCCAGCACACCACUGGGGGCAUUGACCAAAAAGGGUACUCCAGGAGAUCCACCCUGAAAUGUGAAUGUCAGGUUCCUAGCUGACCUUGCAUGAUCAAGGGGUCCAGGGGAUGCUCCCCUGGGAAACUUUUGAACCUUGGAAAUGCCAUUUUCAGCAUUCUGAGCAUCAGAUUUCUUCCUGAAAUGAGUCCUCGACGAACCUGUAUUUCAGACAAAAGUAUCAAAAAACACAAAAAGCAAAAAGCAAAUGGGGAGCAGUGUAUGUUAAAGUCAAGAUAAAUUUAAACUUUCCGAUCGUCUAGGGUUAUGACCAAUCUUAUGCUUACUAACAUUUAGCAAUCUUUAUUUAACAUCUUUUGAAAUUAUACUGCAGUAGAGCACAUUUUAUAAUCCAAAAAGGGCACUAUCAUUUAAGAAAAGGGCGCAUCUUUCUGUCCCCAUUCUGCAGCCUUUGUUUUAGAGUUGCAGUUUAAAUUCAGCCAGAACUGCAUGUUCAAAGAAGAAUGGCUAGAACAGGAACACUGUCUUCAUUACAAAAAGAUUUACAGUCAGGCCUUACAAUAUCGUUCACAGGGCCAUCUGACAAAAUGUCCGAUGACUGUGAGUUUGGGUCGGACACAUGUACAGUAUGAUUGAUGUCCGAUGACCUUCAGUUCAUUUUGGCUCCGAAAUAAGUAAUUUAUCCGACAAUGAAAACAUAAACUUAAAGAUGCCAAACUUUUUGUGGCAGGGCAACUUAAGUUGCCCAAUCGGGCAAGCAAGAUAUUAAACGUUUACUUGCCCGUCAUGAUAUUCACUUGCCCCAGGCAAGCGGGCAAGUGUUAAGUUACAGCUCUGCCAGUCAUGAAAGCUAUGAUCGGACAAAAGGUAAAAUUUGGUCGGACAAUGUCCGAUGACCGGCAUUAAUUUAAUUUAAUUUGCUGGCCUGAUGGGUGGUACUUGUAUGCAUGUUUUUACCGUGUAUCAAAUCCCCAGAUUCAACAGUUCUGUAUUUACUACAGGUGAAGCAACAGUACCAGUUGCUGACUGCAACCAAGUACAGUUCCAGUCUCAUCCAAAACAUUCAAUGUUAUUCAAAGACUUCAUAGAAUAUUGGAAAGAGAAGAAUAAUGGGACUUUAGAAGGUGCAUAUAUUAUUAAUGAUUUUGCUUUCUAAAUGAGUUGCAGGAUCUUUGCAAUAUGGUUAUACAGUAUGCUUUUACUAUUUGACAGGCAUUAAAUGUUGGUACCUAAAAGACUGGCACUUUUGUAAGUAAGUCUGGUUUUAUUAUUUUCCGAAAUGAAAAUACUUUUGUUAUUUAUUCAUUGUUAUAUAUCCAUCGACGUAAUGCUUUCAUUUUAUUCACAGUGCAGACGUACUAUUGAAGAGUACGUGUUAUAGCGAGGAUCUAUCAGUAUACGUGUGACACACGUUAUACUGGGUGUCUAAAAAAAGAUUAUCCAAAUUUAGUGCGCUCUUGUGCCCUCAAUGUUAAGUGCACACAUUUAAUUUUUCCAUAUUAAAAUUAAUAAAAAAAUAGUCUUUUAGCUUUCGAAUGACAGCUUUCUUGUAUCAUUUCAAGCACAAUUGACCAAAUACAAGCCGAUUAAAAUUAUUUAAUGAUUUAAGUUUAUCCCAUAUGUUAUACUAAUGUUAGAACAUUUGGAAUUAAAAUUCAUGAAUUUUAGAUCCGAAUGGAAUUUUUUCGACAGCUUAUCCUAAGAGUCUAAAUUUUAUUGCUGUGUAAGAAUGUUAUCAACAAACUCAAUAUCUAACCCAUGCGAGCAUGCUAGAGUUCAAUUGCCGUUUUUUAUACACUCUGUAGUGCUUAAUUAUAUGUGCAUGGUUUUGACCUGCGAUUUUUAAUCGGCUCGUACAUUGGUCAAUUGUGAUUGGAGCUAAAAUCCUAAUUCUCAGUAAUAUUGGAAAAUUAGUUACCUGUAUGUGCACUUAAUAUUGAUGGCGGAUUACCUUUUUUAUACACCCUGCGAAGCUCACACUGUAAAUAAUCGCCCACAGCGAAGCUCCACUGUAAAUAAUCUUUAUUGUUAUCUACCAUAUUUUUGACGUUGACAGGCAGUUUCCCGAUUACAAGGCAUAUGAAACUCCAACUCUAUUUCAAUCUGACUGGUUGAAUGAGUUUUGGGAUCAAUGGACAGAUAUGAAUGAUGAUUAUAGAUUUGUCUAUAUGGGACCUCAGGGAACUUGGUAUGUAUGAGAUGAAUAAAUAAAUUAGGUUAUAUUUUUAUCCAUGUUUGUAUUUGUGUCAGUCUGCCAACCUUGUUCCCAGGCUCUCACCUCUUGUGGCGGAAAGACCCUGGUAGGAGCUGUUCACGUGAUCUACUAAAAUCUAGCAGAUAUGAUGAUGAUGAUGUAAUAUUUCAAAUCCGACUAUGAGGACUGGACUUCACCUGAGUAUCAGGCUCUAUUUUACAAAUAGUAGCCUGACACAAACCUUAAUCCUUUUUCGCUUUCCACUCACAACAAAGUUUAUAAUUAUGAUAUUUGCUGUGUUGGUGUAAUGUACUCAGGUGAAUAAGAUGUUUGUGUGAUGUUACUCUGAGUGUAUAUCCACACCGGGCAGGCUUGAAAAAUAUGCCUGGCCACGGUGGGAAUCGAACCUACGACCUUUGGAAUACUAGCCCAACGCUCUACCAACUGAGCUACGCGGUCAGGUCGGUUCGAGUAUGCGAUAUUUCGGAACUGAGUCUAGUUCCUUCGAUAUCAGUGUGGAUAUACACUCAGAGUACACCAACACAGCAAAUAUCAUGAUUAUUAGAUUACACUGAUAUCGAAGGAACUAGACUCAGUUCCGAAAUAUGGCAUACUCGAACCGACCUGACCGCAUAGCUCAGUUGGCAGAGCGUUGGGCUAGUAUUCCAAAGGUCGUAGGUUCGAUUCCCACCGUGGCCAGGCAUAUUUUUCAACUGAGCCUGCCCGGUGUGGAUAUACACUCAGAGUAACAUCACACUAAAAUAACUGCAAUCAGCGCUUGAAAAAGCUUGAUAUGACGUUUAAAUAUACAAACGUAAACGUGAUAUCGAUAAUACCGAAAAAUCGAAAAUUUCAAUAUCGAGUAUAAAUCGGUAUUUAUAAAAAAUCGAUAAUUAUCGGUAUAUCGAUAUACCGCAACAGCCUAGUAUCCAAUCAAAAUGUCGCAGGAGAAAUUUAAAUUUCACACGACGACAACAACAAUCUAAUUAUAGUUGUGAUACUAUAAAAUAUAUCAACAACAAUAGUAUAAUCUAAUUAGCACCAACCAAUCAAAUGACAGAUUAAAAAAUCUUUUGUCUCAUAGACCAAUCAGAUUUACAACCGAAAUACGGUUGUACGGCUUGGACUUUUGUUAAGAUUUGUAUCAGGCCUAUUUAUUUAUUUAUUUAUAGGCCUGAUCGCAGGUUAGACUGGACUAGAUUUCAAGACCGCGCAAUUUGAUCAAAAUGCGAGGACUUGAAAUCUUGUCCAGUCCUCAUGGUCGGAUUUGAAAUGUCAUCUCAUACGAAUAAAUCACUACUCAAAGUGAGAUGAAUUAAUUUUGAUCCAGUCCAAGGACUGAAUUAAUUUUGACCCAGUCCUAGGACUGUAACAAUAUGCUUCACCAGGUAUCCACUGUUAUCAUGUGAGCAAAAUAAAGUAAUAUGGUUGGCUAAUUUAUCUUGAAUUAUUAAUGAUAAUAAAUAUUUCAUAAAUUAUACUUUUUAUAAAUUUAUAACUUGCAUUUGUUUUGCAAGUUAUAAAGGAAUUAUAGUUAAAGGAAUCCAAGAUAGGUAAGAGCCUGGGAACGAAGUUGUCAGUCUGUGUAUGUAUUUGUUUGUCUAAGCAAUAUUAAGCAUAGUUUUCUAUAACAUUCAUUCAAUAACUUGAAACUACGAAUUAGAAGUUGAAGGAGCUCAACUAUAUCUUUACACUCACAUAUGGGUGAAUAACGUCGAGAUUUAGCCCUUUGGUUGGUCUCUUUGGACUUCUUACGGAACGCUGUUGCUUGAGCUUUCUUAGUCCUUUUCUCAUCAUCGGAAUUCCUAGUCAAUUCUUCUGCCUCAUAUUCUUUUACGACCAACCAGCCGGCUUCGCUCUUAUCAGCGAGUUUGAUUUUCUUCUGGCGUUGUGUUAACUCAGUCGGGCUUCCUCUGUAGAAUGGUUUUAGUUUCGUCCAGCGCUUCUUGAAUCUCUAUAUACGUUGAACAGAAAUUGGUCUUUCGAUUCCCUGUGAACUAUAGACUUUGUCCUUCAGACUGCCUUUCAACUGCAUGUGAACGGCCCAAAGCCUCAGCUGUUAAGUUCGUCUAUAAACUCGCAACUUUUUUUGUCGAAGUAAUGCUUGAACCUUUCGAAGACUUGCUCUGUAUAUUAUAAUGUCGCUAGAAGUAUCUGUAUGGUUUUCGCCCUCUUCUCACACAACUCAAGGUAAAGUAAACUUAGGUGUCGUCUGUGGCUUGUGUUACACGUGAUGAAUCUCCUAACUGUACACACCUGACUAUUUUUACUAUCAUGCAAAUGAACAACCUUCAUUUAUAUCACUACACUGCUUGGGGAAAAUAUAUUUCUUAGUGCCAUCUUGGCGCGUCAAUUCAAGCAUGCUUUGUUCAAAACAUGUCAGAUUUAGACUGUCAUAUAUCUGCUUAAUUACAGUUUUGAAUACGUUGGAAAGUUUGCUGGUCAUUUGGUACCAGAAAAAGUAAACACGCAGAUAGCGAGAGUACCGCGCACCUAUGUGAUUGUCUAUGCUAUAUAGGCGUCGAAAUUCGCCGGCCUGGUACUACUUUUUUGUUUUUUCUCCGCUAAGCACCACGCCGGUUGUUUCUCGAAAUUGUAACCCUAAAGUAAUCCCUUCUUACCACCAAAAUGUCAAGGGAAAUAUUUGUUGCUUUUAAAAUUAAAUUUAAACGAUGUCCUUCGUUAAAUGUUUUGGGAUAGUACGUACAAGUAUAACGAAAUGUGAGCUAUUUUAGCGAAAAUUAUCAUCUAAGCAAGCACUUUGUAUCAGUUCAUGAAAUAAUACAGAUAGAUGCAUUUCCCACUCCAACAAUAAUUUUGUUUAAAGUAAGUAUGUGUAUAUUGCCUGAUGUUAGGCAGAUACAUAAUAUUUCAAAUCCGACUAUGAGGACUGGACUAGAUUUCAAGUCCACGCAAUUUGAUACAUACGAAGAAGUCAAUACACUUAAACGGAGAUGAAUUAAUUUUGAUUCCAGUAUAGUAUCCUGUGGGCAAAAUAAAACUAAUAUGUUUCACCUUUCAAAACUAAUAGUUUUGGAAAUGCCAAUGGCAGUGUCAAUUUAGUUUCAUAAAGGUCCAACAUUUUCCAAAACAACUUCCCACAAUGGCUGGAAAUGAUAUUUCAAUAUUUCGACACCACAUAGCCGCUGGGAUUAUUUUAAGGUGCAGUGAUAACCAAUUUGUUCAGUGAUAAAUAGGAUUUGUGGUGUGAUAAAUAGGAUUUGUGCAGUCAUAAAAGAGAUUUUGUGUAGUACUUAUUUUCUUUAAUAUUUAACUAUAAGUAAUAUAUAUGCAUAAUUUAUCAUGUUUAAAUUGUUUAAAAGCACGAUAAGCACAAGGAAGCCAAUACGUUUGCCGGUUUUCACAAUAACGUUUUCAAAUUUAUAUCGAAUUUAUAUGGCCUAAUAUUCAAUCUUUCAAGAUGGGAUGUAUAAAAAAUUGUGUAUGGAAAUGCAAGAAAUCAACCCGCUCUGGAGGCUAAAAAGUACGAAAAUGUUCUGCAUAAGGACCCGCAGAUCCCCCGGUCUUUUGGAAUUCCCCAUCACCUAUAGUUGGGUCCCUUUUCUAAGGUUUCCAUUUACAAAUUCGUAAAUUUUCCUGUUUUUGAUAACUUAUAAUCUAGAGAGCUACACUCAGCGUACCUUCGCUAUGUGAAAUGCUUUUAUUUUAUGUUUUUUUGUGCGGUAAUAAAAUUUCUUUAAAAUAAUCCCUGCAUAGCCGCUUACUUCUUUCAAAAACCCUCCUACCUUAAUUUCUACUGAGGCUGUAAUAUUGGCGUACUUCCGGUACGCAAGAACGCGAAUUAUCGCACCCUGAAUGGUAGUAAAUAAUUUGUUGGUCGGCAGAUAUCAUUAAUGGUAAAAUGACAAGUAAUGUGCAAAUAAUUGAAAUAUCUCCAUGUGUGUAGCAGUUUGUUACAGAACUGUACAAAAAGGAAAUUUUUAUAACUGCACAGAAAAAAAUUGGUAGGAUGGUACAGUACCUAUUAUAUAAUGUAAAUUGACCAUUACUGUAGCUACCAAAAUAUAACAGAUGCAUCUUUAAUUAUCUAGGACCCCAUUUCAUGCCGAUGUAUUCAGGUAAGGUAAACUAUGCGCACAUACUCGAAAGGAGACUAGAGAAGAAACUAUUUAGCAUACAUAAUAUAUCACAAUAUAAUAUAAUAUAAUAUAGUAUACAAUUACUUUAUGGUUUCCGUGUUUGGAUGGCCUGAUCCAAACACGCGGGAAUUUUGCGAGAGUUAAGAGAAGAGCGCGAAACACGAGCCGAAGGCGAGUGAUUUGCGCGCUUUUAUUAACUCGAGCAACAUUCCCAAGUGUUUCGAUCAGGCCAUCCCAAACAAGGAAACCAUAAAGUAAUUGUUUUAUAAAAUAACAACAAAGUUUAAAAUUCCCGCAAAGGCACUUUAAAUUUCCGUGUUUGGAUGGCCUGAUCCAAACACGGGUUUCGACCAAUCAGAGCACGCGUUAUAUACAUGUUAUUUUAUUAUAUAUAUUUACAAUUUGUUGAUGCAAGAUAAGUUAACUUUUCUAUUUUAACAUGUGUCUAAAGAAGUAAUACAGGAAGACGAAUAUUUGCCAAAUUUCUAUCUUAAAAUCUAUAGUUGAAGUUAAUUAAACAAUUAUACUGUAGGUUUUGCUUUUUUCUUGAAAGUGUCAUAGCUAGUAAGACCUUUAAUAUCCUUUAGUAUUUUGUUUUAAUAUUUACAUAUCAACCAUGGACUCCUAUAGAACUCAAUUAUGAUCAAUAAGUAUAACAUUUUUUAGGUCAUACAGUUGGUCAGCCAAUAUCUGUGGGCAUAAGAAAUGGAUCCUCUACCCUCCAGGAUCUGAGAAAUAUUUGAAGGAUAAUCAUGGCAACCUUGUGUUUGAUAUCACGUCUUCUCAAAUACAAGACACAAAGAAAUUUCCACAUUUUCAUAAAGCACCACAACCAAUAGUUGUCAACCAAAAAGAAGGAGAAAUUAUAUUUGUUCCAAGGUGUAGUGUACAUCAUACAUGCGUGGUCCUGCAUUUGAUGGAUUGCACAGAAAGCCAAAACCAGUGCAAUUACAAAAUGGUUAAAAUGCUACAACGCUUUUAUAAGGCUGUUUUCCAGCUUUGAGCAUAUAUGGUUAUCCUGACUUACAAAGUGCUAUUUGCAACUCAAAUCCAAGUUGAAGCUUAAAUUCCAUUCCCAGCUCAAAUUUGAUUUCCAGCUCAAAUCCACCUCAAAGUCAAUUUCCAGCUCGAACGCAUAUCAAACGAUAUGGCAAGUUUAAAUCCGGAAUUUUACCCCAAAUUUUAGAGGAUGGACAAUACAUUUGAAUGCAAUAAGUUCUAAUAAGUUCUUUUUAGUUUUGCAUUGCGAAUGGAAUGAUACUCUGCAUGGCGGCAAGAUGUAGCCUACAAGUGGGCUUCUACUUUGUAUUUUAUUUAAGUAAACUCUUAUGUCCAUAUGAACUUUCAGUUUUCACAUUUUAGUUGUUGGCAUCACCAAGUGAUUAACAUGGUAAGAGGAUUAUUAUAUAAUUUUAAAAUGCUAAAUAUAGCUAAUAGCAUAUGGUUUCAAGUGCAAUUCGGACAAGAAUAUGCACUAUUUCUUUUUUUGGCACUGUAUUUCGAUAAAUUGCACUCUUCUUAGCCGUUGUGUAUUAUUUAUAUUCUGACUCAAUCGUUGAUUUUCGAGAAAAACAAUUGUCACUACUAAUGACUUUUCCUUUCAGGAAGACACAAUAUCAAUCAAUCAUAAUUGGAUAAAUGGUUCUGGAGUUCUUCAAUCCUGGCAACAUCUAAAGGGUGAAUUACAUUUGGUACGAUAAUAGUAAGAAUGUCAAACCAGUUUAAAUCAGAGAUAGACUGAGAUAUGCAAGUAUUUCCCUACUAAUUUAAAGUUGAAUUUGUUGUAUAAUGAACUUCAAGGUAAAACGUAGCAUUGAGGAUUGUAAAGAAAUGGAAGGAUGGGAUAAACAAUGUCAG
This is a messenger RNA of Paramuricea clavata, 11332 nucleotides long. The record is from the annotation of a GenBank genome assembly. NCBI's taxonomy places the organism in Eukaryota, Metazoa, Cnidaria, Anthozoa, Malacalcyonacea, Plexauridae.